AUGAAAGAGCGUUUGUCGUAUAUGUACAAUAGUCUUGAACAUUAUGGUUCAUUGAAAGGUCCUGGUACAGCUACUAAAAUCAAAGGACUCUUGAAUGACGUUGGUUUGAACACUGAGAAAAUAUUGAAACAUGAGAUUAGCAAUCUUUCCAAAGAAGAAACUGAAGCUAUUACUACUUUAUCUAAAGAUUCUAAUUUAGUGGUAUCGAAAGUGAAUAAAGGGAACACGAUCGUGGUGUUAAACAAAGAUGAUUAUUUAUCAAAAGCUCAAGAAUUAUUGAAUGACCAAAGAGCUUUUAAAAAAUUGAAAUCUAAUUUGACAAUCAAACGAGAGCUUGAAUUUAUUAAUUUUCUACUGAAAUUAAAGAGAAACAAACUGAUUACUGAAGAUGAUUAUAAGAUUAUGAGACUAAGAACAGGCAGUAGAACUCCAGAAGCUUAUUUUCUUGUAAAGGUUCACAAGAAUAAUCUGCCUUUACGACCUAUUAUAUUAUGUUAUGACUCGUAUAAUUAUAACACAGCAAAAUACUUAGCCAAUCUCUUAGCGCCAGCUCUCAAAGAUGCACCGUCUUAUGUGAAAGAUACAUUUGACUUCGUGGAUAAAAUUCAAAACAAUAAACAAAUGCCAGGUUUACUCUGCUCUCCAUAUUGGAUGUGGGACCCCAGCCCGCGCGCAGGUCUCGAAAAUCUGAAUCGACAGUUCGAUUCAGAAUAUUUUUCUCUUCAUAUACUGAAUAAAUCAGCUCCGACUUUUCUAGUUUAUUUUAUAGAGCGCUCGUGUCUACGUACGU
Molecule: messenger RNA, 790 nt
Organism: Didymodactylos carnosus
Lineage: Eukaryota; Metazoa; Rotifera; Eurotatoria; Philodinida; Philodinidae
Source: the annotation of a GenBank genome assembly